Messenger RNA from Abrus precatorius (Indian licorice), 1677 nucleotides. RefSeq names its product importin subunit alpha-4-like. Lineage: Eukaryota; Viridiplantae; Streptophyta; Magnoliopsida; Fabales; Fabaceae. The transcript has 9 exons. Gene Ontology annotation, cellular component: cytoplasm; nucleus. Gene Ontology annotation, biological process: NLS-bearing protein import into nucleus. Gene Ontology annotation, molecular function: protein binding; nuclear import signal receptor activity. The record is from RefSeq and is a predicted model, not a curated record. The coding region runs from base 76 to 1677 and encodes 533 amino acids.
UCUCUCUCUCUGUUGCUCUCACUCACUCUGUUUCUUGGAAGAAAGAGUAACCGAAUUUCAGAAUAGAAAAAAAAAAUGUCUCUGCUACCUGCGUCUCGUGCAGAGACGAGAAGGAAAGUGUAUAAGAUUGGAAUUGACGCGGUGAAGAGUCGGAGAAGAAGAGAGGUCACCCUCAUGAAGAUCAGAAAGAGCAAGCGCGAAGACAAUCUCUUCAAGAAACGAAGGGAACAGGAACUUGACGACCUUCUUCAUAUUCCCUUUACCCUCAAUACGAUGCCAUUUGUUCCUGCUAUGGCACAAGGAGUGUGGUCUGAAGACUCUGCUACACAAUUGGAAGCAACUUAUAAAAUUAGAAACCUUUUAUCAUUUGUGUUGAAUGUAAAUGCUUCACUCAUUGAUGACGUAAUUAAGUCAGGUGUUGUUCCUCGCUUUGUUGAGUUCUUGGCAAGACAUGAUGCACCCCGAUUGCAGUUUGAAGCUUCAUGGAUUCUAACCAACAUUGCUUCUGGAACAUCUAAUCACACAAGAGUUGUCGUUGAACUUGGUGCUGUCCCCUUAUUUGUGCAGCUUCUGAGCUCUAGUACCGUUGAAAUCAGAGAGCAGGCAGUGUGGGCUCUAGGUAAUAUAGCUGGCGAUUCCCCACAGUGCAGAGAUUAUAUUCUUAGUGAGGGUGCUCUCUUGCCAUUAUUAUCUCAGUUGAAUCCACUUUCAAGCUUAUCUAUUAUGAGGAAUGCUGCAUGGACUUUAUCUAACUUUUGCCGUGGAAAGCCUUAUGUAGAUUUUGAACAGGUAAAGCUUGCGUUUCCUGUCCUUAAGCAACUUAUUCACUCGACCGAUGAAGAGAUUCUAACAGAAGUAUGUUGGACUCUCUGUUACCUUUCGGAGGACAUUGAUGGAAAAGUUCAAGCUGUACUUGAUGCAGGAGUUUGCCCACGACUUGUGGAGCUUCUGCAGCAUCAGUCAGAGUCUAUUCUUCUACCUACAAUUCGGAGUCUAGGAAAUAUUGUGUAUGGUGAUGAUGCUCAGACUCAGGUUCUAAUUGAUAGAGGAGUUCUCCCUUGUCUUCGCCAAAUUAUGAUGCAAAAUCACAAAAAAGGCAUCAUGAAAGAGGUUUGUUGGACAAUUUCAAAUAUCACAGCUGGAACUAAAGCUCAAGUGCAGGCUGUCCUUGAGGCCAAUAUUAUUCUUCCACUUGUUCGUCUUCUUCAUCAUGCCGAAUUUGAAGUCAAGAAGGAGGCUGCCUGGGCCAUCUGCAAUGCCACUUAUAUAGGAUCCCAUGAGCAUAUUAAAUUCCUGGUGAUUCAAGGUUGCCUUAAGCCACUGUGCGAUCUCUUAACCUGUCUGGAUCUAAAUGCUGUGACUCUUUGUCUAGAGGGGCUGGAGAACAUUUUGAAGGUUGGAGAAGCUGACAAGGAAAUGGGUCUGCAUGGUGGAACCAAUAUUUAUGCUGAAAUGGUUGAAGAAUAUGGAGGAUUGGAAAAGAUUGAAAGAUUGCAGAACCAUGACAACAAUGAAAUUUAUAAGCGGGCUGUGAGGAUUUUGGAGAGGUUUUGGGAUGAAGAAGAAUUGGAUGAGACGAAUGUUGAGAACAGUGAUGAUGCUAUUCAGCAAACUUUUUAUUUAGGGAUCAACCCACCUGACAUACCCGCAGGUGGUUUUAAUUUUGGAUCACAGUAA